This is a messenger RNA of Prosopis cineraria, 1036 nucleotides long. Its product is annotated as MADS-box transcription factor 23-like. Gene Ontology annotation, molecular function: protein dimerization activity; DNA-binding transcription factor activity, RNA polymerase II-specific; RNA polymerase II cis-regulatory region sequence-specific DNA binding. The record is from RefSeq and is a predicted model, not a curated record. Bases 122 to 844 code for a protein of 240 amino acids. Gene Ontology annotation, cellular component: nucleus. Gene Ontology annotation, biological process: positive regulation of transcription by RNA polymerase II. Lineage: Eukaryota; Viridiplantae; Streptophyta; Magnoliopsida; Fabales; Fabaceae. The transcript has 9 exons.
AGCAUCUCUCUUGUAAGGACCUUCCCAAAAAGAAGCUGUCUUCUGCUUCUUCUUCCCCUUCUCUCCUUCUGACGCCAACAAUAUUUCUCUGCGAUCGAAGCUGUGACGAAGCCCUAGAGGAAUGGGAAGAGGAAAGAUUGCGAUUAAGAGAAUUGACAAUUCAACGAACAGGCAAGUGACUUUCUCAAAGAGAAGAAAUGGUUUGCUCAAGAAAGCCAGAGAGCUUUCGAUCCUCUGUGACGCACAAGUUGGGGUUAUUGUGUUUUCCAGCACCAGCAAGCUCUAUGAAUAUGGAAGCUCCAGCAUGAUGUCAAUUAUUGAGCGCUAUAAUAAACAAAAGGAGGAGCAUCAUCAUCCGCUUAUGAAUCCAGCUUCAGAAGCAAAGUUUUGGCAGACAGAAGCAACGGUCUUGAGGCAGCAACUGCAACACUUGCAGGAAUCGCACAGGCAAUUGAUGGGUGAACAACUUUCUGGUUUGGGCAUUAAUGAAUUGAAAAAUUUGGAAAAUCAACUGGAGAUGAGUUUGAAGAAUGUCCAAAUCAAAAAAGAUCAAAUUUUAACUGAAGAGAUUAAAGAGCUACAACAAAAGGGUAAUCAAAUUCGGCAAGAAAAUGUAGAACUCCAUAAAACGAUACAAGUCAUCAGUGAAGAAAAUGCAGAAUUACAGACGAAGAUUUGUGAAGCAAGGGUUAUGAAUGAGGAAAGUGGGAAUUCUAAUCCUACAAACACUAUCAGCAACAAAUAUGGAUCACAUUCACCUAUCCAUCUUCAGCUGAGCCAGCCACUGUCUGAAUCUAGUGAAUCACCAGCUAAAGCAAUGGAAUUGGGAUUACAGCUCCUUUAGCAGUGGCUCUUUGAUCUGCAUUCUCAACACCAUGCUACCACCGACUUUCGUGUAAGAGAUGUUUCAAUUCAACAAGAGAGUUAGAAUUAGAAUAGCAUAUAAUGCAUAUAUGGUAUGAGUCAUUUCAUCAGGAAACAUUUAUGUUAUUUGGAGAUGACUCUAUAAAUUAUAGACCGUAAAGCUAUCAAAUGU